GAAAGAGCUCAGACCUGCUGCUCACUUCCUGUUCACCCAGUGAUGGAAAACCUCAACCAACUCCACCGUCUUCACGCCACGCUUCCCAUUAAGAGAAACGCUGCUGAAGAUUUCCUCUGAUUCAGCCUCCCUCACAUCGUGGCCUCUCCGCUCGUCACAUGCGAGCGCGCGCAGGUUUCCACAUCGGACCCACGCCGGCCUGAUGUUGUGUCACUUUCUGUGGCGGAGCCGGCCACAGUUUACUGACACUCCCACCACUCCCUCUGCCAACCAGAGAGAGGGCUGCCACUGGCGAGUCAGGACUCCUCUCCUUUCACCUUCUGCCUCCACAGUGGCAUUCAUCACUGGCUUCCAGCAGCUGGGGAAGAGAAGGUUGGAUUGAGCAGAAGUCCUCCGGCUUUCUACAGAAACAUGUGGUCAGUAUGGAGUGUGAUGUUGCUUCUGACCACAGUGGACGCUGUGGACGAUGAAGAUGUCCGAGCGGGCUGCAGCACAGCUGUAAAUGACCUGGUGUAUAUCGUUGAUGGCUCUUGGAGUGUCGGCAUGGCGGACUUUGACACAGCCAAGCAAUGGCUCAUCAACAUCAGCAGCCAAUUUGACAUCAGCCCUCACUAUACGCAGGUGGCUGUGGUCCAGUACAGCGACACACCUCGAUUGGAGAUCCCUCUGGGGAGCCACAGCAGCGGAGCCGAGCUCAUCCAGGCCAUACGGAGCAUCGACUACCUGGGAGGGAAUACACAGACGGGCAGGGCCAUCAAGUUUGCUGUGGACCACGUGUUCUUUGCCUCCCAGCGGGUCAGCCAGGUCAAGAACCGUAUUGCAGUGGUUGUCACAGAUGGCAAGUCUCAGGACGAUGUGGUGGAUGCAAGCAUGGAGGCACGAGCUCAGGGUAUUACAGUAUUCGCUGUGGGAGUUGGCAGUGAGAUCACCACCUCGGAACUGAUAUCUAUUGCCAAUAAGCCAUCAUCUACAUAUGUCCUGUAUGCCCAAGAUUACACUACCAUCGACCGGAUCAGAGACUCCAUGGAGCAGAAACUAUGUGAAGAAUCUGUUUGCCCCACAAGAAUCCCAGUGGCAUCUCGCGAUGAGAAGGGCUUUGAGCUGAUGUUGGGCAUGAACAUUCAGAAGAAGGCCAAGAAGAUUGCUGGCUCUCUUGUUUCAGAGACAGCCUACGCUCUUACUACCUCCACAGAUAUUACUGAGAACACCAGAGAGAUUUUCCCAGAAGGCCUUCCUCCGUCGUAUGUAUUUGUGGCCACUCUACGUCUGAAGGGGACUUCUAGCAAGUUGAUAUUUGAUCUCUGGAGGGUUUUGUCAAUGAGUAAGGAAAUCCAGGCUGCAGUGACACUCAAUGGAAAAGAUAAUUCUGUCAUCUUCACCACCACCAGUCUGACAGAAAAGGAGCAAAGAAUCAUCUUCACAACAGGCUUCCAGCCCUUGUAUGAUGGGAAAUGGCAUCAGCUGAAGCUUCUGGUGAGGCCUCAACAGGUCGUCAGUUACCUCGAUGAUCAAUUGAUCCAAGAAGUCCCGCUGAAGCCUGUGGAACCUAUUUACAUCAAUGGAAAGACACAGGUCUCAAAGAAGCGGGGGAUGCAUGCCACUGUGCCGGUGGAGCUCCAGAAGAUGCGUCUGUACUGUGACCCUCAUCAGAGUGAGAGAGAAACUGCUUGUGAAAUUUACUCUGUGGAUGAUGAAAGGUGUCCGCUGAAUCGAACAGCCACGACAGAAGAAGAUGAAGAAGACUGCAACUGUGCUCUUGGCCCACCAGGGAAGCGUGGCCCACCAGGACGCAUGGGUUUCAGAGGUGAGAAAGGGAGAGAAGGACCACCAGGACCAGACGGUAAGCCUGGUAAAGAAGGUAAACCCGGUGAGCCUGGCCCUCCUGGAUUCCCAGGGACAAAGGGGGAAGAAGGCCCAGUAGGCCUAAGAGGAGAGCCUGGUGUUAAAGGUGACAAGGGAGACCAAGGGGAACCAGGUUCACCUGGACCAACUGGACCACAGGGACUUACUGGGGAGAGAGGUGAACCAGGACCUGCAGGAGAAACUGGUCUUAAGGGGGAACCAGGACCACUGGGCAUCGAAGGAGCGGCAGGGCAGAAGGGAGAGAGGGGUGAUCCCGGACCAGUUGGUGCUGUUGGACCUAAAGGUGCCCCGGGUCCCAGAGGACCUCUUGGUGAAGUGGGCCCCCAGGGAUCCCCGGGUGAACAAGGCUUACCUGGGCCUCAGGGACCACCUGGUCUCAAAGGAAACCUGGGAGUCCAGGGACCCCAGGGUCCACCAGGAGCGAUAGGCAGAGAUGGUCCCAAGGGGAAAUGUGGUGAUCCAGGAGAUGCCGGUCCCCCUGGUCUUCCAGGACUAAAAGGUUUGGUGGGGGAGCCGGGCUUUCCAGGCCAGCCCGGUGCUACGGGGCGGCCAGGCUUUAAAGGUCAUAAGGGGGAAAGAGGAGAGUCUGGCUCUAAAGGAAACCAGGGGGAGCGAGGAGAAGAUGGAGAACCAGGGACUCCUGGUGUGCCUGGCGAGGUGGGACCCAAGGGAUGGAAAGGAGAGAGGGGGGUGAAAGGGGACAUUGGGCCAAGGGGGCCCGAAGGAAAUAAGGGUGAUACGGGCCAUUUGGGCAUUGUUGGUCCCCGGGGAUUUCCUGGCCAAGAUGGACUUCCAGGUCAGCCAGGCCAACCUGGAUAUCCUGGAAAACCAGGCAAAACUCCCUCAGAUGAACAUCUUCUUAAGCUGUGUGGUGAUGUUUUGCGCAACCAACUCCCAGCGCUGCUCCAAAGCCUUUCCCUCCCAACAAGGUGUGAAACCUGCCAAACUGUGAAGGGACCACCCGGGGAACCAGGAGCACCAGGUCCCAAAGGGUCCAUGGGAACCCCAGGCUACCCUGGGAGAAGUGGCACUCCAGGUUACCCAGGCCCCCCUGGAAUGCAGGGUCCUGCAGGCAUCAAAGGCGACAUUGGAGAUAGAGGGCUCAAAGGCAGCAAAGGAGAAGGUUACAGAGGACCUCCAGGACCACCUGGACAGCCAGGGAUUCAGGGUCCUCGUGGCUUUGAUGGAAUUGGCUAUCCGGGCAACCAGGGAAUUCCUGGGAAGCCUGGGCUACCAGGGGAUCCUGGUAAACAGGGCAGCCCAGGACUACCAGGAGUUUGUGACGUGUCCAUGUGUUAUCGGACCUACAGCCUCAGGCAGCAUUACAACAAAGGACCAGACGUCUGACCACACAUGAGAAAGACUGACUUGUUUUAGUUUAGCGUCCAAGUGUUUGGAGGAAGUCAUUCACUGUGUCGCUGUUGACUCCCUCAAAAGAGACUGUGUGGGAAUCUUUGCACUGAAGGCAGUUGUAACCUCAUUACAUCUGAAAGAGUAUCGAGAUCAUGAGGUUCAUGAUCAAAGAUGGCCAGUAAGCCAGAAGCCAUGUUGCUUCAUAAGUCCGUGCCAGAUGAUUCCCAAAACGGAAAUGUUGGACUUUUUAAUCCGACAACGGAGAGACUGAAAACUUUCAUCAAUAAUAAUAAUAUCUACCUCUGCCUCAGUUUGUUUCUCAAACUGUCUUUACAGAAAUCUUUAGAACUCAAAAAAAUGUUAUGCAUUAUAAAAAGCAUCAGGAAUAACCUUGUGGCAUAGCACCACCAUGUAGCUGCUAGCCACACCAUUGUUUUCAUGUGUUUUGGAGCAUGUAACUAAUCGCCUCUGUACUUGUUAUCACGCUCAGUAUUUGAUUUGGAUUUAUGUGGAAAUGUUGCCAUGGGAACUAUCCAAUAUUAAUGUCCGUCUUGCAUUUUAUAUGUUUUUUUUUAUUAUACUGUGGUCACACUCUGAGAUACUUACCAAGGUUGGUGCUAAAAACAAGAAUGGAAUGUGCUGUUGGAAUAGAAGGCAUAACAUUAUGACCACCCAUCUAAUAGCAUCUUAUUCUCCAUAUGUGCUGCCAAAACACCCCUGACCUGUAAAGCCACUCCACUCAUUUACAAAAGUGUUUUUUUUGUUGUAUCUAUCACAAGCAUGUUAGUAACAGGUCUGUGAAUUUGGAGGUGGGGCCUGGAUUGGACUUGUUUCACCAAUUGAUUCCUCAGAUGUUGGAAAUUCUAGUCCUGAAGCAUUUUGGCAUUGUGCAAGGGUUGAUCAUCCUGGUGAAGGAAGCCACAGCCAUCAGGUAAUAUAAUUUUAACAAAAUACAUUGGCUGCCUAUGAAGCUAUCCACCUUUAACUACUGCUCCCUCAUUCUAUCACGUUUAAUGCUGUAGAUACCAAUCAGUUUUGUUGAUGCUCAAAAAGGUCACUCAAAUCCUUAUGUUUACUUAUUUGCUCUGCAUUUAACACAUCAACUCUGAGGACAAAGUGUUCAUUUGCUGCCUAACAUAUCCCACUGUCUAACAGGAGCAAAAAUAAUGGGACAAUCAGUAUUAUUCAAUUAAUUUAUUAGUGGUCAUAAAGUUAUGUCUAAGAACAGUGUUGAUCACAACACAUAUUUGAAAAUUUUUGAUUAAUGGCAACUGAACCUAUACCAGGAAUUCUCAACUUUCUUAUAAAUAAUAAUCUAAAACUUUACAAAAGAGUAUUAAGGCCACUGAAAAAAGUCAGAAUUUGGACUUCCUGGGAUUAAAUCUGAAUAAGUCUGAAUUUGUCAGAAUUCUGAAAAUUCUGAAAGAAUUCUGUGGCUCUAAUACUCUUCCUCGAAACUUUUUGGGCAGGAAUCUAAGUGUACUGUAAUUGCCUGUGUAAACUCCAUUUAUAUUUUAAAGUAUUUUAGGAUUAUUUUUGUUCCGUUUUAUUCUUGUCCAUAAUCAUUAUUUGACUAACUAAUGUUUUGUUGUCAGCACAUGCAUUUUGAAUGAACUGAAAUACAGGAGUUAUCUUUCUGAUGUUUGUGGUUGUGUAAAUAAACGAGCGGAGGACCAAACCA
Molecule: messenger RNA, 4897 nt
Organism: Fundulus heteroclitus (mummichog)
Lineage: Eukaryota; Metazoa; Chordata; Actinopteri; Cyprinodontiformes; Fundulidae
Product: collagen alpha-1(XXI) chain
Exons: 32
Coding region: 412-3210 (932 amino acids)
Source: RefSeq, a predicted model, not a curated record